Lasiodiplodia theobromae is the source of this 468-nucleotide messenger RNA. RefSeq lists its product as uncharacterized. The coding region runs from base 1 to 468 and encodes 155 amino acids. The record is from RefSeq and is a predicted model, not a curated record. Lineage: Eukaryota; Fungi; Ascomycota; Dothideomycetes; Botryosphaeriales; Botryosphaeriaceae. The transcript has 3 exons.
AUGCUGCCCGUCCUCACGCGAACCGCCGCCGCGCGAGCUGCGCGCCGCCCGGUGCUUCCCCGCAUUCGACCUGGCACCACCACCACUCCACCCGCCGCCCUCCGCAAAGAGUCGACCCAGGCCAACCCGCCGGCGAAGGACCUCUUCACACGCUUCGCGAAGCUCGAUCCGGAGCUGUACGGCAUCUUGGCCGUCACCCUCGGCGCCGUGGGCGUCUUUGGGUACUUUGUCGCUGGCAACCCGACCACAUCCAGUGACGCCCGCCCCGUCCCUGCCGUGCCUGGCUCGGAGCCUUGGCGGACGGAGGGCGCCCACGGCAAGUACAUGUACUAUCCGGGCGGCGACCCGCACAAUGCGCCCAGGGAGGCCCCGACGGCGCUGAACGUCGCAGUCCUGCCGAAGGUCAACUUGCCAAAGGAGCUCCAUGAGAAGUACAACAAGUACGGGAAGGAUGGGUAUGAUUUUUGA